Spirometra erinaceieuropaei is the source of this 2012-nucleotide messenger RNA. The record is from the annotation of a GenBank genome assembly. NCBI's taxonomy places the organism in Eukaryota, Metazoa, Platyhelminthes, Cestoda, Diphyllobothriidea, Diphyllobothriidae.
AUGGGUGAAACAGCCAAAAACGAGACCAUACCCUGUUCCCCCUCCUCCUCCCCCCCCGCCCCACUUCAGGCUGGUAGGGUGAGUCCACUCACUCUGGCAGCCUGAGAUGCUCGUUGCCUUUUAGACAAUCUGGGGAGCAAUCGGCCGGAACGGAGGGCGGAGCUAGUGGCCCGAGAACUGGUGCGCUACAAGGUGGACAUCGUUGCACUCAGCGAGACCCCGUCCUCCGAACAAGGCCAAAUGAAGGAAAUGGCUGCCGCCUACACCUUCUUCUGGGGCAGUCGCCCCAAAACAGAGCGACGGGACGCGGGCGUCUCCCUUGCCAUCCGGAACGACAUCGUGGGACGACUGCCCUGUCUGCCACGGAGCAUUAACGAUCGCCUGACGAGCAUACGCCUGCCUCUCCGGGGAGGCAUAUUGGCCACCAUCAUCAGCGUUUGUGCCCCUCCCCCCCCCCCAAUGACCAGCCCUGACGUGACAGGGAACAAAUUAUACGGGGACCUGCCCGCCCUCCUGCCGACUGUGUUGACGGCGGAUAAGGUGAUUGUCCUUGGUGACUUCAACUCCCGUGUCGGCACAGACCAUGCUACCUGGGGAGAAGUGCUGAGUCGCCACGGUAUCGGCCGCCCAAAUGGCAAAGGCCUGCUUUUCCUACGAACCUGCGCAGAACACCGUCUCAUCCUGGCCAACACCUUUCACCUUCCGACCCGGGAGAAGGCGGCCUGGAUGCAACCUCGUUUGCGACAAUGGCACCUGCUGGACUAUGUCCUCGUUCGAAGGCGAGACCAGCGGGACAUGCUGGUGACAAGGACUAUCCCGGGUGCCGACGGGUAGACCAACUACCGCCUCGUCCACUCUACGAUGAGGAUCUGCCUACAGCCACGCAGGAGAUCUCAAGUUAAGCGAUUCCCAGGUAAGCUGAAUAUUGCUUUGUUGUCUUUGCCUGCUCAUCAUCUCCAUUUCGUCAACGAGCCAGCUCAACGACUAACCAACCUUCCAAUCACCGCCGCCGUCGAGGACGCCUCAGUGGAGAACCGAUGGUGCUAACUGAGGGACUCUACCCAGUCAACCGCCCCGGAGGUCCUCGACCAUUCACCCCGUCAACACAAGGACUGGUUCGACGACGACGACGACGACGACGACGACGACGACGACGACGACGACGCCAUCAACAAUCUGCUCCUCCAGAAGGACAGUCUUCACAAGGCCUACGUGAACCGCGCACCCGCCGACAACAAAGCAGCAUUCUACCACAUUCGCCGCCUUCUGCGACAGCGGCUGCGGGCGAUGCAGGAGGCCUGGAUGGAUCGCAAGGCCGAGGAGAUCCAAUGGCACGUGAGUACGUGCUGCGAUCAAGGCUGUCUACGAUCCCACAGUCAAAGCAACUGCUCCUCUUCUCAGCACCGACGGAACCACCCUACUCACUGAGAAGACGCACUCUGAAACAAUGGGCCGGGGACUUCAGAAGCGUCCUCAACCGUCCCUCCACCAUCUUCGACGCUGCUAUCGCUCGUCUGCCUCAGGCGUAAGCCAAUACCGAUCCCGACCUCCCGCCCUAUGUACACGAAACCAUCAGGGCCGUGCAGAAGCUCUCCAGCGGGAAAGCGCCCGGAUCGGACGUGAUCAAUGCUGAGAUAUACAAACACGGUGACCCCCGACUUAUGGAGCACCAGACGGCGCUCUUCCAGGCGAUGUGGCGUCAAGGGGAAGUCCCUCGGGAUUUCAAGGACGCCAUAACCGCCCAUCUCUACAAGCGAAAAGGCAACCGUCACCUCUGCGACAACCACAGAGGUAUCUUCCACCUCAACAUCGCCGGGAAGAUCUUCGCUCUCAUCCUUCUCAACUGUCUCAACAACCAUCUGGAACAGUUUCUCCUGCCGGAAAGCCAGUGCGACUUCCACCGUAACCGCGGGACCAGCGACAUUAUCUCCACCGCUCGUCAGCUGCAAGAAGUGUCGGGAGAUGCGGAUCCACCUCUACACUACCUCCGUGGAUCUGACGAAAGCCUUUGA